CUAUUUUGGCGGCCUUGCCAAGUUUCAAUCGCAACUUUUUCUACGAAUCGCACGCACUGAGCAGGGCGCUAGCUACGGGUACCAAUUUUUGUUUCCCUCCCCAACCAAUUUGUUUUGCCGGCAUUUUGGCCAAUCAACAUCAAGUUUUUGUUUGGGCUCAAGGACAUACCAGCCGCCCAUAAAGACAGCAGGAUCUGAGCGGAGCGACAGAGAGCGAGGGAAUCGAAUUCGGAAUUUGGAAUUUGGAAUCGGAGUCUCCGUCUCCGUAGCCGUCUCCGUAGCCGUAGAAAUAUGUCAGAGCGAAGAGCUCACACACAGAUGGGGCCACCGCCGCCGCCCCCCAAGCCAAACAAAUCGCAGACAUCGAAUGGAGGCAAUGGAACUGGAACUGGAAAUGGAAAUGCCAACGGGGGGGGGCUACUGGCGAAUGGCAACAACAGUUAUGGCAGCAGUGGCAGCAGCAGCAACAAAAUCCACGGCAAUAAAAGUGUCGCAGCAACGCCGCAGGUUGCUGGAGGCGGCGCCACAGCCACAACAGGCGAACAGAACGAGGGCCAGAACGAGAGCGUCUCUCGUAGGAGCCAGACACCGCCGCGGACAGAGCAGGUCGUGAUGACGCCCCGAGGCAAGACAGCCAGCAGCACGGUGAUCCUGAUCGAGCGGAAGCUGGUGGAUGAGAUCAACGAUCGGGUGCAUGUCGCCGGUGGCGAUCACACGGGCAUCAUCAUCAACAAGGACACGGUGGCCGGGCAGAAGAGCGCCAGCAAGGCGGCCGCCCUCUCGCUGGAGUUUCGCGUGUUCCUGGUCAGCGCCAACACGGGCAAGCACUCGCAGGAGUCGCGCACAUUGCGCUUCUGGUUCCGCGACUGGCUCACCAACGACGAGAAGCAGGCCCACAUUGCCCAGGACUUUUUCAAGGAGCUCGUCAGUCCGCAGGACUUUCCCCGAGACUAUGUGGGCUUCAUCAAGAAGAUCAUGAAGCUGAUGCAGCACGGCUACUCGGAGAUCCAGUCGAUCGAGAUCGAGCUGCGCAUCCUGGAGCAGACAUCGGCGCCGCCCUCGCGUCCGCCUCGGGAUGGUUACAUCAUCUAUUGCUACGGCGACUGCAAUCGCAAGUUCGAGGAGGCGCUGCUGGCGCAGAGGAAAACAGUUUCACUCGAGGAAUCGCAGUUUGAAUCUCCGCCGCUGACACAGGAAAAGGUGCUCGAGCUGAUCGAGCAGGCCUAUCCCAAUCCCGUUUCGCCCGAGGAUCUGGCCAAGGAUUACGGAUGGAGCGAGCAGGAUGUGCUGCUGGUCAUACAGUCGCUGCAGGACCGUGGCCUGAUCAAGUCGAUGGAGUACAAUGCCUACACCCGCAUCCACCACGAGGACAAGGAGAUCAAGGUGGUCAAGCAGAUGCCGACGAUAGCGUCCAACAAGCAGCCGACGAUUGCCAUCAUUACGGCGCAGUACUGCGAGAAGCUGGCGGUGGAUGCGAUGCUCGAGAACAAGGAGACCUUCGUUCGCUACACCACAGUGGAUUCCGAUCCCAAUCUAACGAACACCCUAAGAAAAUCCAAAAAGAAACGCAGAUUUGGCGAAUCGAAUGUCUAUACCUUGGGCAACAUCGGGGCACAUCGGAUAGUGAGCACAAAGCUGCCGUCGGUGGGCAGCACCAGGGAGGCGAUGACUGCCACGGGCAAUACGACCACACGGCUCCUGGGCACAUUCCAGAAGGUGGACUUUGUGUUCAUUGUGGGCGUCGCUGGCGGUGUGCCGCACUACACCGACUACAAGAAGCAUGUGCGGCUGGGCGAUGUGGUCAUCUCGUAUGUGGACAAGCAGCGGGCCCUCCUAAGCAACAGCAGCAAGGAGAAACCGUACGUGUAUUUGUACAAGAGCGGCGAGGAUGUGAAGACAUAUUUCCCGGUCAAUGACUCGCUGCAGCAUAUCGCCGAGAGCCUGCAGGCCAACAUGGAGCUGAAGCGGCCGUGGGAGAGCUAUCUGGGCCAGGCCCAGCAGACGCUCGCCCAGAAGACGGAGAGCGACUUUGGCCGGCCGGACUCCCGGACGGACAAGCUCUUCAUGAACAUUGGCAACAACGAGGUCAUCGAGGUGGCCCAUCCCAUUGCCGCCGAUGAGGUGAACGGUGUGCCCCGCCUGCGGCUGCAUCUCGGCCCGAUUGGCUCCGGUCGCGAUCUCGUGCGCAGCGAUGAUCUGCGCACUCAGUUCGCCCGCAAGUACGGCCUGCUGGCCACCGAUGUCGAGAUGAGCAGCGUCCUGGACAGCAUUAUUGGCAAUUGCCGCGAGAGCUUCGUUCUGGUCAAGGGCAUAUCCGACUACAAGGACGGCAUGUCCACCCGCAAGUGGCAGAACUUUGCCGCCCUUUCGGCGGCAGCGGUGGUCAAGUCGGUCAUCUGUGGCAUGGAUGCGCCCACCAAUGUCUGAGCUUGGCUUGGCUUGGCAUCUCAUCUAUGUUCUAUGUAUGUACAUCUUCAUCCGCUUCAGCCACUUCUGUUCUGUUCAGUUUAAGUUCAGUCCCCCGCAUACCGCCGCAUACCGCAUCCCACUUCCCUUGCCCUGUGGGUCUGAUGGGAGGAGGAGGAGGAGGAUGGGGAAAUGGGGACGGGACGGGACGUCACCUGGUAAACCAAAAUGUAUGCCAAUCGUGGCAGGGAUGCAGCGAUUGCGUGCAGCGAUUGCAUUACGAGUAUAUAAUGUAUCUUUGAGUAAUAUGUAUUAAAUAAUUUCUUGUUAUUUAUUUUGUUAUAACUUUUGUACCACAAAAACAAUUUAAUUUACACACACACACAAACACCCACACAUGACGUAUAUACACCUACCCAUAUGUAUGUAUAUGCAACAUUAAAUAAAUAUUGCAAACGCGCUUGCAACAACAGAAA
Messenger RNA from Drosophila obscura, 2882 nucleotides. RefSeq lists its product as uncharacterized. Lineage: Eukaryota; Metazoa; Arthropoda; Insecta; Diptera; Drosophilidae. Gene Ontology annotation, molecular function: catalytic activity. Gene Ontology annotation, biological process: nucleoside metabolic process. Bases 292 to 2427 code for a protein of 711 amino acids. The transcript has 9 exons. The record is from RefSeq and is a predicted model, not a curated record.